CACACACACACACAGGCCCAUCCCACCUUAUCCACUCCGUCCACAUGCUCUAUCACACUGCCAGGAGCAGAUAAGCCUGAGGAACACAGAAAGUUUUGUCUUCAUUGUCUUCAUUGUCUUCAUUGUCUUCAUCUUCAUCCACUCCACCCAUCCACCUUGUUCGCUCUUCUUCUUUACUUUUGAUAAUCUGUGACUUUUCAGCAUGUGUACAGGAAGGUGUUCUCGUCUCGUUGCCGGAGCUCUUUACCCGCUCGCCCUCAUCUCCAUCAUCUGCAACAUCAUCCUGUUUUUCCCUGACUGGCAGGUUACGUACGCCAGGGACGGAUACAUCACCGAGGAGGUGAAAUACAUGGGAGGACUGGUCGGAGGAGGACUGAUGGUUAUAGCUCCAGCUCUGUUUAUUCAUGUCACUGGAAAGCAGGGAUGCUGUGCUAACCGCUGUGGGAUGUUCCUCUCCAUCCUGUUUGCAGCAGUAGGAGUGUGUGGAGCUCUCUACAGUUUCACAGUGGCCAUGUUAGGGCUGAUUAAUGGGCCAUACUGCAGAAUGGGACUUGUGUGGCAAACUCCGUUUAAAAACAAAUCACAGAACUACCUGCAGCACCGUGACAUGUGGAGUAUGUGUACAGAGCCCCAGGGCGUGGUGGAGUUUAACAUCGGACUGUUCUCCACCCUGCUCGUCUGCAGCACACUGCAGCUCCUCCUGUGUGCAUCACAGAUGAUCAACGGCCUCAUUGGCUGCAUCUGUGGGGCCUGUGUAGAGAAAGGGCCUCUGUAAGUGUGGCUCUUCACCCAGGGAGCCCUAAUGAGUCACACAGCGUUAUGGAUCGGACUCCCAAACUCUAUUAAAUAUCUAAUUCACAUGUUAAUACAUCAAUGUUUAACUGUAAUAAAAACAUCAAAGGAACAUGAGACUGUAAA
Messenger RNA from Tachysurus fulvidraco (yellow catfish), 918 nucleotides. It is a transcript of the gene tm4sf21a, whose product is annotated as transmembrane 4 L six family member 21a. The transcript is spliced from 5 exons. The record is from RefSeq and is a predicted model, not a curated record. Lineage: Eukaryota; Metazoa; Chordata; Actinopteri; Siluriformes; Bagridae. Bases 203 to 775 code for a protein of 190 amino acids. Gene Ontology annotation, cellular component: membrane.